AAAAUUUUUCAGAAAAAUCACUUUUCUAAUGAUAAAUUGGGUAGUUUUAUGGUUUGAGGCUUGAAAAACGUAAAAAGGAGCUCCUCAGGCGUUGGUUUCAUUGAAAUUUAUCGAGAUUCGUAAAAAUAUUUCUUCAGUGUCAUGUCAAAAACUUGUAUCGUUUGUAAUUCCUGGCCCGAAUUUCAGCGAUUUUCCGAAAAUGACUUGUUCGAGCUCGUUUCUGUGACCUCCGAAGAUACCGCAAUGUUGGAUUGGUUAUCGAUGAAUGUUAUUUAUAACGAUAUUGAUCCCUCUAUCUGCGAGGCCCACUUUUUAAAAGAAAAUUUCACGCGAGAUUGCGACGAACGAGGCUUACCUCUUCUCCAAUUGGCGAAUAAUUCAGUAACUCCGACUUUUGUGACGUACGAAGAGUGUUUGUCUAAUAAUAGGAUCAGCUCUUACACGGAUUUCCUCUUGCAUUAUCACAAAUGUCUCAAUACGCAGCCAAAUUGGAACAUGGAAGCGACCGAAAGUGAAGUAACGUUCAUGUUGAAGCGUUAUGAAGUCAUAAUUCGCGUAAAAAGCAACAUGAAAGUUAUUGUGCAGGAAGGAAAUUCAAUUUUUGAAGGCGGUUCGAUAUUGGAAUCGAAUUUAAACAACGGAUUUGCCGAAUUUUGGUCCAAAAUGAGAAGUUUGAUGCUUUUUUGUGAGGAAAAUCACCCGUUAACUGAUGUCAUGACACGUUUGGGAGCUACCAUCAUGCUUGAAACGAACGAUGAGGAGAUGUUCAGCUCAUUAGACGACGUUUUAUGUUACAUUAAAACGAUUCUCGAUGAAAAUUGGCUUUACGAAUCUGUCCCCGAGAACAAUUUCAUCGUCGGAUAUCAACUCCAAUCAAUUGGCAUCCCAAGAAUAUCGAAAUCUAUAAGAGUUAACCCUGAUUUUUCGAUGAUUGGACAUGUAAGCGGCGAAAUAAUUGGUACAAAAAAUCCCGGAACGAUUCGUUUUUUGCAAUCCAUGAACCAGCAACCCAUCGAAGUCGUUGAAACGGAAGACGAAGAAGCGAAUUGGAAUGUUUCUGGUGUCGAUCCGUCAAAUCCCGAUCAAAUUCAGUCGUUUGAAAUGCUCGUCGAACGCAUCGGGGAGCAUAUUUUACCCGAAUGGCAAGUUGUUGUUGUCGAUACGAACCUGUUGCUGUACAAAACGGAUAUGAGAACAAUUCCAAAACUUAAAACUGUGAUACGAAUCAACAAAAAUUUGAAUUGUUCGAUGUUUGUAAAUGAAACGGGGAUCGUUAUGAGUUCAAUUAUACCGGGAUUCGAAGAAAGUAUCUUGACUUUUACGACAUUAGAGCUGUUAAUGGGGGAACAAAUCGAAUUAUCAACGAGUACGGAUGACAUUGUUGCUCCUGAAAUCGAAGAAGGAGAAAUUUUACAGGAAAAACGAAGAAAUGACUUUCAAGAAGACGAACCUGCUUCAAAGAGACAAUGUCCCGAUGGCGAUUCUGAUGUCGAAAUUAUCACAGAUGACCCUCUCGCGAUAGUUGAACCGCCAAAACUACGGAAAAAAUCUCUUCCCGAACCAUCUUCGAGUCUCAAAUGUCCCGAAUGUGGCGAAGUUAAAGCUAAUUCAAGCGCUUUGGCACGUCACGUGAUCAAACAUCAAACGGAAUUCGAAUGCCAGCUAUGCGGGAUUGUAUUUUCCACGCCUCAGGAGUUACGGAGUCACAUGGAUUCGACGCAUUCAACUACAGUAUACUUCAAAUGUAGGCAUUGUCAAAGGACAUUUGCGUUGGAAAAGGACUUAAAAACUCAUAUUAAUGCUGAACAUUCCGUAAAUGAGCUCUGUCCGAUAUGCGAUGCGCCUUUUAAAAGCAUGGAAAAUAUGUACGAGCAUAUUAAAGACACCCACAGGAUACGAGAUCCCGAAGGAAGAAGCAUUUGUCCCAUUUGUCGAUCCGCCUAUAAGCAUAGUUACACGAUGAAUCGCCAUUUCAGAGAUUGCCAUAUAAAUUAUCCGCAUUUUAAACACUUGAAAUGUCGAUUUGAUGAAAGUCCUUUGGUCACAUGCAGGUUGUGUGGGUUACAAAAUGAACAAUAUAGCUUUAUGAUGCGACAUAUGAAGCUACAUUUCCCGCAAAAACGGAAAAAACGAACUGUUGUAACUUUUGAACAGAUUCCUGUUGAAGAAGAAGGCGAAAUUUGUAGCGAAAUAAUCGAAAAUAACGAAAUUUAUGACGAAAUAAUUACCGGAGAUGACUUCCAUGAAGACUUUAAUUCGAUAAAUGAUCAACAAAAUUACCUCGAAGAAGGAGAAAUUCAAAAUUAUGACCAAGAAGUUGAAUUUCAAUGUCCAAAUUCAGGCUGUUCCUUUACUUCCAAUUCAAAAGAAGCUCUCGUUAUCCAUUCAAAAUGUCAUAAAAACCUGAAUUUGAGUCUCCAUGACGAAGCAGAAGUAAUAAAUCUCUCUGACGACGAAGACUCAUCUAAAAAAGAGAAAGAAAAACCUUAUCAUUGUACAGUUUGUCCGUACAAGGGAGCAACUUACGCGAAUUUGGCGCAACAUCAAGGAUAUCACAAGUCAAAUUUUCAAUGCGACAUUUGUGAGAGAUAUUUUCCAUCGAAAUUUCUCCUAACUCGUCACAGGAAAAUUCAUGCUGGGCGAGAUUAUGACCUACGUGCGACGAAUUACGGGCAAAAUAUUGAAGAAGGGGAGGUUUUGCCUGUCAAGGAAGUCGUUAGUGCGAGUUAUGUACAAAUUGUUGAUGAGUCGCUUGGGAAUUGCGAUGAAAUAGAUAUCAAAGAAGAGUCCAUAUUAGGAUAAAAAGUUGCAAUAAAUCAUGAA
This is a messenger RNA of Culicoides brevitarsis, 2823 nucleotides long. RefSeq lists its product as uncharacterized. Gene Ontology annotation, biological process: regulation of transcription by RNA polymerase II. The record is from RefSeq and is a predicted model, not a curated record. The coding region runs from base 142 to 2802 and encodes 886 amino acids. Gene Ontology annotation, molecular function: chromatin insulator sequence binding. Lineage: Eukaryota; Metazoa; Arthropoda; Insecta; Diptera; Ceratopogonidae. The transcript has 2 exons. Gene Ontology annotation, cellular component: chromosome.